UUUUUGUUUCGAAACAAAAUUGAAAUUUAACACGUUUUAAACCAAACAACUACAUCUGUGUGAUAGAAUGAAUGGAUGAAACUAUGGGAAAGAUUGAUAUGAAAUAUGUCUCUACAGGUCUUUCAACUAAUGUCAACUCCAUUUUGUCUGCAGUAUUGGAUUAGUGAUAAGUGCUUGUCGAGCGAGUUUGAACAGCUUCUGGUUGAAUAUGUGAUUGGGCCAUCUGAUUCGAAGGCUUUGUGUUAAGCAGGUGUUGAUGAUGCCCUGUAUCUUGUUAUACAGGUUCUUUGUAUGCCUUCAGGUUUCCGAUCCAUUGAACAGCAAAGACCUUAGAUUUGAAUUCUAAAGACGGAGCUUAGUUUGAAACUGGAUGGUUCUGAUGUUGCGAAUCAUCGCUGUCGGCAUAGAGAAAGCGUAUUGCACUUUGUCGAUGCAGUAUGGAAUUUUUCCCUCGAUUCCUCCUAUCCUACUUACGACGCUGCCAAGGGAAGUGAACUGACCCUACAUCUAUCCCGAAUAAUUGUACAUGACCAUAUUCAAACAGUUGCCGUGAUAUAAUUGUCGUACACGCGAUUCCAGAUUACGAUGCGACAGAGCGAGAAUGAGAUGCGAGACACUGGUGAAUGCAGUUCUUCGAAUUCUAGCCACCUAACCAUCAAGUCGCUGGGUUAUAUUCCAGUCAAUAAUGGUGUAUCCGUGUGCAAAAAUUUACCGCACAAGAUGCACAGGAUAUAGCGUUUACUCUCGGGCUUGACCAUGACCUCUCUUUGGCUACGGUAGACCGCAUCGUCUUCAACACCGUCCUGUCUAACGUGAGUGGCGCCUAUGACCCAUCAACCGGCACAUUCAACUGUCUCACAACAGGCAUAUAAAUGUUCCAGUUCCACACGUUGGCUCACCAGGACAAGGCCGCCUGGCUGGAGCUGUACCACAACCAACAAUACAUCGCCUCCGUGUACGGCAAAACCACCAACGACUAUGCUAUGGCCGGUAACUCCGUCAUCCUGCAGGUCAACAAGGGCGACCAGGUCUACAUUCGUGCAGUUAAAGCCAGAUUUGGAAUUGCUACGGGCCUGUACGACCAGCCGGACGAGAUCUAUUCGACCUUCAGCGGCUACCUAAUCACGGCCAUCGCAACCGAAACACCUGUCGGCGGCAAAUAAAUCAAGUUGGCAGCAAUCAGAACUAGCUGACUAAUGUAUACUGGAUACAACAAAGCUCGCCUUUGUGUAACGUUGUUGAAAGACUUGAGGGACGAAAUCAAUUUUUAGUACCCCAGUACUUAAAUGAUUGUUAGGUUUUGCCUCGUAUUUAUUUCUCUAGAUUUUGGAGGCUAUACAAUUAUAAACGUCGGAUGUUGUGCAAUUCGAGUGGAUUAAAAUUACGGAAG
Messenger RNA from Dreissena polymorpha, 1390 nucleotides. Its product is annotated as complement C1q tumor necrosis factor-related protein 6-like. The transcript is spliced from 6 exons. Bases 873 to 1163 code for a protein of 96 amino acids. Lineage: Eukaryota; Metazoa; Mollusca; Bivalvia; Myida; Dreissenidae. Gene Ontology annotation, molecular function: protein binding. The record is from RefSeq and is a predicted model, not a curated record.